AUGAGAAUGGUAGGCAGAAACUCCUCUGUGACAGAGUUUAUCCUCGCAGGCUUAACAGACCAACCGGGACUCCAGAUACCCCUCUUUUUUCUCUUUCUAGGUUUCUAUUUGGUCAUUGUGGUGGGGAACCUUGGCUUGAUUACUCUGAUUGGACUCAACUCUCAUCUGCACAUGCCCAUGUAUUUUUUCUUAUAUAACUUGUCCUUCAUAGAUUUUUGUUAUUCCACUGUUAUCACCCCUAAAAUGUUGAUGAGUUUUAUCUCAAAGAACAUCAUCUCUUAUGCAGGGUGUAUGACUCAGCUCUUUUUCUUUCUUUUCUUUGUUGUUUCUGAGUCCUUCAUCCUGUCAGCAAUGGCAUAUGACCGCUAUGUGGCCAUUUGUAACCCACUGGUGUACACAGUCUCCAUGUCUCCCCAGGUCUGCUUACUUCUUCUGUUAGGUGUCUAUGGAAUGGGGUUUGCAGGGGCCAUGGCCCAUACAGCGUGCACGGUAAGACUGUCCUUUUGUGCCAACAACCUGAUCAACCAUUACAUGUGUGACAUCCUUCCCCUUCUGGAGCAUUCUUGCACUAGCACUUAUGUGAAUGAGCUGGUUGUCUUUAUUGUUGUAGGCAUUGAUAUCGGCGUGCCCACUGUCACCAUCUUCAUCUCUUAUGCCCUCAUCCUCUCCAGCAUUCUCCAUAUUCACUCCACUGAGGGCAGGUCCAAAGCCUUCAGCACCUGCAGCUCCCACAUCAUUGCAGUUUCUCUUUUCUUUGGGUCUGGGGCGUUCAUGUACCUCAAACCUUCUUCUCUUUUGCCUAUGAACCAGGGGAAGGUGUCCUCCUUGUUCUAUACCAUUGUGGUGCCCAUGCUCAACCCGUUAAUCUAUAGUUUGAGGAAUAAGGAUGUCAAAGUUGCUCUAAAAAAACCUUGACUAAAAAAUUUUUC
Orycteropus afer afer is the source of this 929-nucleotide messenger RNA. Its product is annotated as olfactory receptor 145. Gene Ontology annotation, molecular function: G protein-coupled receptor activity; olfactory receptor activity; odorant binding. NCBI's taxonomy places the organism in Eukaryota, Metazoa, Chordata, Mammalia, Tubulidentata, Orycteropodidae. Gene Ontology annotation, biological process: G protein-coupled receptor signaling pathway; sensory perception of smell. The record is from RefSeq and is a predicted model, not a curated record. Gene Ontology annotation, cellular component: membrane.